This is a messenger RNA of Rotaria sp. Silwood1, 330 nucleotides long. NCBI's taxonomy places the organism in Eukaryota, Metazoa, Rotifera, Eurotatoria, Philodinida, Philodinidae. The record is from the annotation of a GenBank genome assembly.
AUGUCGCAAAAACUUCGUCGUGAGUAUCAACGAGCUCAAUGUGUAACAUUGAGUAAAGUCGGUAUGACUUGUCUCGAAAUUAGCACCAUUGUCAAUAUUCCAAAGUCAUCCGUUCAACGUGCUUUAAAGAGCCUUGAAGAAACAGGUAACUUUCAUGAUCGGCGACGUAGUGGUCGACCACAAAAAUUAAAUGAUCGAUAUGUUCUUAUGUUAAACUGUUUAACACGAAAUGAUGGAAGAUAUCCCAAGAGAUCUAAUCUGACAUAUGGAUAUUACCGGAAAGCGUCGGAUCCUGAACUGAAUUGCUCCGGAAUCCGACGUCUUCCGUAA